Olea europaea var. sylvestris is the source of this 750-nucleotide messenger RNA. RefSeq names its product DDB1- and CUL4-associated factor 8-like. Lineage: Eukaryota; Viridiplantae; Streptophyta; Magnoliopsida; Lamiales; Oleaceae. The annotation marks the transcript as partial. Gene Ontology annotation, cellular component: Cul4-RING E3 ubiquitin ligase complex; cytoplasm. The record is from RefSeq and is a predicted model, not a curated record. Gene Ontology annotation, molecular function: protein binding. The transcript has a single exon.
AUUGAUCUGCGAACUUCAAUUGCUACAGAACUUUUUACUUGCCAAUCUGUUCACCCUCAGAAUUACAAGUCUGUCAUUCAACUUAAUACAAUUUCAAUUGAUCCUAGAAAUCCUAAUUUCUUUGCUGUUGGAGGAUCAGAUCAGUUUGCUCGACUAUUUGAUAUCCGCAAAUAUAAGUGGGAUGGAUCAACUGAGUUUGGUCAGCCCAUCAACUUCUUUUGUCCCCCACAUUUAGUUGGUGAUGAGAAUGUGGGAAUUACAGGGUUGGCAUUCUCUGAUCAGAGAGAGCUUCUUGCAUCUUACAAUAAUGAGUUCAUCUAUCUUUUUACAGGGGACAUGGGACUAGGACCUGAUCUAGUUCCCACAUCCUCAGUCUCUGAUGACAGCGAUGCAGGUGAUAUGAGCCCUGAUCAUAAUUCUGUUGCAUCUCCAGCAGCCAUUGAUGGCAAUACAACUGCUGCUCCCCAGGUCUACAAAGGGCACCUGAACUGUAAGACUGUGAAGGGAGUGAAUUUCUAUGGGCCUAGAUGUGAGUAUGUCGUGAGUGGUUCAGAUUGUGGUCGGAUUUUCAUUUGGAAGAAGAAAGGCGGGAAGCUCAUCCGUGUGAUGGAAGCAGAUAAGGAUGUGGUUAAUUGUAUUGAACCUCAUCCUCAUACUAUGAAUCUUGCCAGCAGUGGAAUAGAGAGUGACAUAAAAAUAUGGAUUCCAAAGGCGAUUGAUAGAGCUACUCUACCUACAAACAUUGAAAUG